AAGGCCUAAAUAGCCCUCUUAGCCCAAAGAAGCUUCAAACCCGAAUCCCAAUUUGCUAAACUGUGCCGCUACCCCCCGGUUCAUCUCCCAAAACCCUAGAAACAGCAGGCGAUCAAAAAAGGAGAGAUUUUUGAGGAAGGAAGGGAUCAGAGAUGGACAAGAGCAUGCUUGGAGAUCUGGACAAUCUCCCGGAGGAGGACAAGAUGAGGAUGGGGACCAUGAUCGAGCAGCUCCAGAUCCGUGACAGUUUGAGGAUGUACAAUUCGUUGGUGGAAAGAUGCUUCACCGACUGUGUAGACUCCUUCAAGCGCAAGUCGCUCGACAAGCAGGAAGAAACAUGCGUCCGCCGAUGUGCAGAGAAAUUCUUGAAGCAUUCGAUGAGGGUCGGCAUGCGAUUUGCAGAACUCAACCAGGGUGCUGCUACUCAGGACUAAUUUUUUGUUGAUGUUUCAACAGAAUGCUAUCAUUGGCUACCUGAUGGACCGUGAAUCCUUGCGUUUGUUUGUAAGAGCGUUGUUGUUUAUUUGCUCAGUGAUAGACUCCUUAGCCAGAAGGGUCAGGAUGAUUGAAUUUUGUUAUUUUUAUCCGAGCUGUUUUAUGCGCUUUUUAUAAUUUCGAUGAAUCGGGUAGGGUUGUGAUGCCAAUUUCUAUAGUUCUUACAUUUGGUCUGCAUGAAAAAAGCAUUAAACAUUCCUGGCUGCUUGAUUUUCA
This is a messenger RNA of Asparagus officinalis (garden asparagus), 711 nucleotides long. Its product is annotated as mitochondrial import inner membrane translocase subunit Tim9. Lineage: Eukaryota; Viridiplantae; Streptophyta; Magnoliopsida; Asparagales; Asparagaceae. Bases 153 to 434 code for a protein of 93 amino acids. The transcript has 2 exons. The record is from RefSeq and is a predicted model, not a curated record.